Messenger RNA from Scleropages formosus (Asian bonytongue), 933 nucleotides. RefSeq names its product aquaporin 10a (gene aqp10a). The record is from RefSeq and is a predicted model, not a curated record. Lineage: Eukaryota; Metazoa; Chordata; Actinopteri; Osteoglossiformes; Osteoglossidae. Gene Ontology annotation, molecular function: urea transmembrane transporter activity; glycerol channel activity; water channel activity. Gene Ontology annotation, cellular component: basolateral plasma membrane; plasma membrane. Bases 4 to 933 code for a protein of 309 amino acids. Gene Ontology annotation, biological process: glycerol transmembrane transport; water transport. The transcript has 6 exons.
AGGAUGGACAAGGUGAAGAGUAAGCUUAGAGUGAGGAACACAAUGGUGCGACAGUGUAUGGGGGAAAUCCUGGGUACCUUUGUGCUUUUGAUGUUUGGCUGUGCUGCAUCAGCUCAGGUGAAGACUAGCCGGGAGACAAAGGGCGAGUUCCUUUCCGUCGCUAUGGCCUUCUGCGUGGGCCUCAUGUCUGCCAUGUACCUCUGCGGAGGUGUCUCAGGAGCUCACCUGAACCCUGCAGUUUCUCUCAGUUUUUGUAUCAUAGGACGACUCUCCUGGAAGAAGCUUCUUCCGUAUUCUAUCUCCCAGGUGCUUGGUGCUUACCUGGGCUCUGCUGUUGCUUUCCUUCUGUACUAUGAUGCAAUCAUGGACUAUAACCAGGGCAAGCUGACUGUUACUGGUCCCAAUGAAACAGCAUCCAUCUUUGUCACCUAUCCGUCAGAGUAUUUGUCUUUGCAAGGAAGUUUCCUUGACCAGGUGAUUGGCACGGCAACACUGCUGCUAUGUAUUCUUCCUCUGGAUGAAAAACGGAACAACCCAGCACCUGCUGGUCUGCUGCCUGUUAUCGUGGCAGCUGUGGUCCUGGGAAUCAGCUUGUCCAUGUCCAGCAAUUGUGGGGCAGCUAUCAACCCCGCGAGGGAUUUUGGGCCCAGACUCUUCACACUGACGGCGGGCUGGGGCACUGAAGUCUUCACGUGCUACAACUAUUGGUUCUGGGUACCACUGGUGGCACCCACACUGGGAGCUAUUGUAGGUACCUGCAUAUACCUAGUCUUUAUCCAGUGGCACUUACCAGACCCUGAGGCUGAGCCCGAUACCAGAAUAACCGAUAUCCUGGAGACCAAACCCUGUGGAAUGAAACCAGUACCUAUGGAAAAGAAAGGAACAGAAGGCUUUAACAGAAAGGCAAGCAAGGAGAAAGAAGAACGUCUGUGA